Molecule: messenger RNA, 1329 nt
Organism: Strongylocentrotus purpuratus (purple sea urchin)
Lineage: Eukaryota; Metazoa; Echinodermata; Echinoidea; Camarodonta; Strongylocentrotidae
Product: pre-mRNA-splicing factor 38A
Exons: 9
Coding region: 18-998 (326 amino acids)
Cellular component (GO): precatalytic spliceosome
Source: RefSeq, a predicted model, not a curated record
UUAAAUGCUUUUCCAAGAUGGCGAAUCGCACGGUCCGAGACGCUCGCAGCAUCAAGGGGAAGAAUCCGCAGUAUUUGGUGGAAAAAAUCACAAGAUCAAGAAUUUAUGAAUCAAGAUACUGGAAGGAAGAAUGUUUCGCUCUAAGUGCUGAACUACUAGUGGACAAAGCAAUGGAGUUGCGUUUUAUAGGAGGUACCUAUGGAGGUAAUAUCAAGCCGUCUCCAUUCCUGUGUCUGCUUCUGAAAAUGCUACAGAUUCAGCCAGAGAAGGACAUUGUUAUCGAGUUCAUCAAAAAUGAGGACUUCAAGUAUGUGCGUUGCCUUGGAGCACUAUAUAUCAGACUGGUGGGAGAAGGUCUUGAUGUUUAUAAGUACCUAGAACCUCUGUACAAUGACUACAGGAAGAUCAGGAGACAGGAUAAGAUUGGUGGAUAUUUCUUAUCCCAUGUUGAUGAGUUCAUCGACGAGCUCCUGAAUGAAGAGAGAGUCUGUGACAUCAUUCUCCCUCGUGUGCAGAAGAGACACAUUCUGGAGGAGACUGAGCAGCUUGAACUACGCGUUAGCCCUCUGGAGGAGGAUCUGGACGACAUGGAAGACUCCAGUGAUGAUGACAUUGAUAUACCUGAGAUAAAAAAGUCACCUGAACGUCACCGGGGUAGCUAUCACGAUCACGACAGACCAAGGAGAAGUCCUUCACCAAGGCAUCGUCGAAGUCGUAGUCGAUCACCUAAAAGGAGAAGUCGUUCUCCCAAGAGGAGAAGCCCAUCCCCCAGGAGAGACAGAGAGAGAAGGAGAAGCAGAAGCCCAAGGAGAGAGAGGGAGAGGAGGAGCAGAUCAAGGGAAAGAAGACACAGAUCACCAGUUCGUAACUAUCAUCGUGAUGAGAGACGUGAUGAGAGACGUGACGAUAGGCGUGAUGAGAGGAGUGAUGAUAGGUACCAUCAUAGACAUCGGUCAACAUCACCGGAUGAUAGGCAUAGGAGAUCCUACAGGAAAUGAUUAUAUCCCACCCAAAACAGAUCUUCACUUCACCAGCAAUGUGUUUGUAUAUAUGACCUGCUACACCAUUGAAAGGACUCAACUCACCAGCUGUGUGCUUUGUAAAGUGUGGUUCCAGUGGAUAUCGUGAAUUGAAUCGUGAAGCGCUCAUGUUACAGGAAGUACAUCAGACUAGAAAUGACCUGGUCUUCUGAUCAUUCAUACUACAUGUACAUGUAUAUGAUCAUCCACUUCUAUAAUAUCUGUUGAUCUGCAUUUCACUUUGUAUAAUUAAUUUUAUUGUUAAAGACAAAGUUGAGUUCUGGUCAUGCGAUUACGAUGUGAAAGAAAA